Molecule: messenger RNA, 2521 nt
Organism: Durusdinium trenchii
Lineage: Eukaryota; Dinophyceae; Suessiales; Symbiodiniaceae
Source: the annotation of a GenBank genome assembly
GAUCUCACCCUACCUCGCAGCUCUUUCCAUCCCAUGGCUCGCAAUGUCGGCGGCCUGGUGACCGUGACCGUGCUUUCCGCGCUGGGUUUGGUGUUGUUAUACCGGUCCAAACGAAAAAAGGCAGAGAAUGGGGCGGAGAAAGAGACCGAGCAGGACUCCAAAUCCAAUUGGACUGGCGCGACCCACAAUGGCACCAAGCACAACGGCACGAAGCACAACAGCGUGAGUUCGGGCCUGCGCUGUUCAGCACGGACGGAAGAGGGGGAGGAUGUGAACAUAGACCGUGGACAGAGAGACAGUUCAUCGCCCUUAGCCCAGUCUGGAUGGAUGGCGCGUCCAGCGGACGCUACCUGCGAGGAACUUCGCUUCGCACAGCCUAUGGUCGGUGACCGACCGGUGGCCGACCUGCCCGAGGAACGCGUCGCCCGUGUCGCCCAGUGGUUUCCUCUUCCAUCGGUGGAGAUCGGAUUGAUGGCCUUCCUUUUCACCCUGCUGGUUCGUGCGGGUGCCCUCGUGGGGCAGACCUCCGAGGAGCAAGCCAAGAGUGGAAUCCUGCCUGCUGAGCAGAUUGUGUGGAACUUUCAAAAGCUUUUGCGCUGUAUGCUGGUGGUCUUGUGCUUCACUUCGGCUUUUCUGCAGAAGCACAAGCUCUUUGAAUGGGUGGAGGGUUCAUCUAGCUCGAGCUCUUCGAGCUGGCCCAAGAUGAUCUUCCAUCGUUUGUCCGAAGAGCUGUGGCUCCUUCCCUCCAACGAGGCUGAAGGAGUGGCUCAGCGUCGGCGCCUGACCUUGCUCUUUGUGAUGCUCGGGCGGGCCCUGUUGGGGACGAUCCGCAGCUUUAUCAAGUUUCGCGCGCAGAUGAGUGACGAGAGCUCAGAUGCGAGCCGAUUGGACGAGACUGAAAGUCGCGAGAGCUCGAGGUUCUUGUGUUCUGGGUUCUUCAUCAACUGGAUCAUAUUCCUCUUGGACGUCACCGCGAACUGCGGCUUCCUCUUGGGCUUCUCCGCGGGGCGCCACUACUUCCGCUGCACCCAGCGCGCUCCGUCCCACGGACCGGAGGCUCCAGCACUGGCGCCCCUGGUGCGACCGCAGGCCGUGAGCCCCGAGGCAGAGGAUGGUGAGACCACCCAGCGUCACAACGAUGCCAGUGAUGAUGACCAGCCCAAGUCCUCGUUUGCUUCGGAAAGGUCUUUGUCCAGAGAGGUGGAUCAUGGGCCGAUGUUCCGGUGCUAUGCCAGCAGGUGUUUGCUGGGUUUCUUAGUGGCUUCAGCUCUAGAAUGCUGGCUGUUGAGCUACUGGGAAGCUGGAAUCCUCGGCAGCCGCGAUGAUGAAGUCGAUGUGUUCCGUCUCUACCCUGGUUUCCCUAGGAAGCAGUCCCCCAGCGCUGUGCCGCGUCCCUACUUCCAAUCCUGGACGCCGGACUUCUCUCGCUGGCGUUUGCGGCGCCUGAUCUUGGGCAGCUGGCGAGAUUUGUUUUACUUCGUGUUGCUCUACGUGCCGCUUUAUCCCUUUUCCUUUGGUGCCUUUAUUGGUUCCCUUUUCCUCUUGGCACGUUGGAAGAGAGGCAACAAGGACCCUGAGGUCGCGAGAAACUGGGUGAUGACAAGCGGCUUCUUCAAUGUCCUUGAGUGGUUCUGCAGUGGGUUGUUUUCCUAUCUCAGCCUCUUGACCGCUCAAAGGGCCUAUUUCUACCUCUCGUGCUUGCUGAUCUGCUGGGAGUGUCGGAGGCUGGAGGAGCGCGCCAACGACUUCGCGCGGCAGUUCCCGCAGCUCAGUCCGCGCCAGCGCUAUUUGCAACAUUUCUGCUUGGCAAAUGAGGUUAAGCAGCUGCAGCAAAGGUCAGCGCCAUUAAUCCGAUAUGUUUUCCUACAGCGCUUGGCUUAUUUGGCACUGGAUGUGGCUCGACAAUCUUGCGACGCAUGGCUGCCCUUCAAUUUGGUGCACUAUCUUUUUCGCCACGUGAUGUUCUUGAGCGCUUUGGCCAUAACUGCGUGGCGGAUUGGAAAGCUGAACUUCUCCAUCUACGAAAAGCUGCACAACACGGUGAUGGACUUGUUGCCCCGCAAUUGGGCUGAGCACUGGGGGCACAGCACCAAGCUUCAACUCGAAGUGGUGAUGCAACGUCAGCAUGCUGAGGAUUGGUUCCGCUAUUUGCAACACAACAUCGACACCGGCCGGCGCGACGCUUGCAUUUGUGUCUUUCACCUGCGCUUUGCGGCUAAGAGCCACGUUUUGGCCUUGAGCGUCCUGACGCUCUUGACGCUGCCCGUGCUGAAUAAGUUGCUGGAGCACUACGGACGCCACGUGGUGAACGACGGGCUCUUGCUGGGAAGUGAUGGCGUGCCACCGGGAAGGGAGCUCUUGAAUUGCAGUGCUUUCAACGAGUCCUUCUUGAGACCAGAGACCUGCGCUGCCUAGGCGGAGCCGCCACGGCGAGUCACGGGGCGCACCCGGACAGAUGCGAGGGGUGCACCUCGCCCGAUCCGCGUUUGGAGGAAAAGAAAGAAGCACUGGUUGGACCUGG